AUGAUAAGUAAUAUAGAAACUAAUCAUCAAUCCUCUACACCAACAGGAGGAGGAUGUUCAAAUUGUUGUUGUAGUUCUAGUAAUAAUGGAUACAAUUUACCUGAUAUAGAAUCAAUGGAUGAUAUGAUUAUCAACAAUAAUAAUAAUAAUAAUAAUAAUAAUAAUAAUAAUAAUAAUAAUAAUAAUAAUAAUAAUAAUAAUAAUAAUAAUAAUAAUAAUAAUAAUAAUAAUAAUAAUAAUAACUGA
Messenger RNA from Cavenderia fasciculata, 246 nucleotides. RefSeq lists its product as uncharacterized. NCBI's taxonomy places the organism in Eukaryota, Evosea, Eumycetozoa, Acytosteliales, Cavenderiaceae. The record is from RefSeq and is a predicted model, not a curated record. Bases 1 to 246 code for a protein of 81 amino acids. The transcript has a single exon.